UCUUUGCAUAUAUUUUUUAUUUUGUUUUUAUUUAGAAUUUAUAUAGAAUUUUUAAAAUUUAUAUAUACGCAAUGACAUUUUAAGAUGCAUUUAAAUUAUGCUAUUGGGUUUCCUCUUAUAUCCAGUAUGCGCUUUGGAUACGUGUUCAACAAGUGUCUUCAUUAAAACAGAACAGUUGAUAACAUACUUCAAAAUCAUAAUAUUCUCGUUAAUUGACGUUUUUAGAAUAACGGUUCUAGGCACAGAGAAUCUGUGAGAACUGUACAAAUAGGAUCCAUAAUAAGAUACAAAAAACAUUAGUUUUCCUUUGUAUUUUAACUCUGUGCGUUUGAUAUGAUAUUCAGUUGUUGCAAAUACUUUAUAAGAUUGUAAGAACUGUAUUACCAUACUUCAUGUAUUUUUAAUAAAUGUUUAUAUGCUCGGUCAGAAGUGUUAAGGGCAGCAUUCAUUAUGCAUAAACCAGCCUCUCCUAAGAGGCUUAAACCGCAUAGACCUAGGUAGGUAUGAAGGGGAUCUGGCAGACAAUCAACAAACUUUCCAAAUCCUCCCACAACAUUAUCUUGAGUUUCAAGCAGGAACGCUCUAUUUUCUUCUGGAUCCGAUAAUUUAUUAACAUCAAGCAUUUGCAGAGUCGCACCCACCCAAAAACUGUAACAAGUAUCAGAAGAUUUUCCAGGUCGUCCGUGAAAGCCACUGUCUUGCCUCAUGAGACACCAUCUCUUUAGUCUAUUUAACUGAUCAUUUGUCAAUACAUUGUGAAGCUCAUUCAUGAGAAAUAGACUAGCUACUGCACAAAAUGUGGAUCCUCCGUGCGACUCAAGACCAGGUCCUUGGCCCAUUGCUCCAUCAUACGACUAUAAUCAUUGAAUAUAAUCAAUUGCUUUUGUCUUGUCGAUGCCUGACCAAUCAUUCAAAAUUAUAGAUAUGCAACAGGCACAAUAAAGAAAUCUCAUGUCACUUUCACAUCCUAUUAUAACAGCUGUAAAUGACCCAUCAGGAUUCUGACAAGCUCGCAUUCCUUCAAUGAUGGAUUUCUUGUCAACUCGACUUAAAUCAUCACCGAGAAUUAGAAGAGUAACUAAUCCGACGUAUGUCAUUGCCAAAUGACCACACUGAUAUUUUGGAGUAUCCUUUGGUAUUGUUGUCGAAGGUUGAAAACCAGAACGUGGCCCAGCACCAGUCACUUGAAGCCUAUAGAUCCAGUUUAUCGCAUCGAGUUUCGUCUCCUCGCCAAGAUCAUUCAGGCAGUUCAAUACAUCUAAUCCUGAUAUAGCAAAAAAGGCUACCGCAAGUCUAGAGCAGUCGAAUUCUGCUGCGUAUGAAUUGGGCAUGAUUUGCAAUAACCUCUGGAAAUAUCUCGCAUGCUUUUGCUUCGCUAACUGUGGCGGCAUGUUGUCACCGUUGUAUUCGUAUUCGUAUUGAAAAAAAAAAAGGAAACAAUACUUCAAUAUAUACGUAUAUUACGUAUUGAACGAUGAUGUUCCUUUCAAAUUGAUUGUGCAAUUGGGAAUUCCAUCGGAAUUGUGACAAAACCUACUAGAGAGCGCUUCAAUUUUGAACGAUAGAUGCAGCUACUGCUAGAUGGCGUGAAAAAUAUCUCGUUGAACGCACGCGUCGCCGGCAAACUAGCCCUUUCUUGCGCACGCUGGACGUUCACCGCAACACGCACCAGCCGCGAAAAUUACGCAAACUACAUACUACACCGGAUAACGGAGAUAACAAGAAACACGCAGUAAGUUAAGUUCCAAUUAACCGUAUAUAAUCUGUCCGCUUCGUGAAUACUUUCUCGCGGUAGUUUUUCUGGCUAGUACGGUAGCGCGUUGAUUUGCGCGGAGGUAGUUUGUCGGAGGACGACGCAGAGUUCUCGUGGAAGCGGCCACUGAGGGCGCAGCAUUCUUGCAUUCGUUGCGCCCGGCUCCAACAGAAUAACCAAUAGGAGCCGCGGCAGCGCCGCCAUUCUAUCGAGUUCGUGGCACGCCCUACAACUUCCUCCAUUGUCCUUCUUUCCGGGAUUCUCUGCGAGGAAGGAUGGCGCAGAACAAUUAUUUUGGGUUUACUCACGGCGGAACGCAAUAUGGAGCGACCAGCGCAGCCGCUUAUCAGACUGGUCAAGCGGGAUACGCAGUAACUCCGGCGGCGACCGCCGCUACGUACACGCAACGACCCGCUGCUGCCGCGGCCACAGGUUACGAAACGUACCAAGCGGCCGCCGCUGCAGCUGCUACUGGGACUACAUACGCUGCUGCUAACCCUGGUACUGUGGCUCAGACAUACGAUUACGGUUACGGACGUGCUGCACCAGCAGCUACAUACGACGCUGCUAAGACGUACUAUCAGCAGCCUGCUGCGGCUGCAGCAACCUAUACUACUACAGAGACACAUUAUCAAGCUGCAAAGCCCGCGUACAGUACAACCAGCGCAUACACGGGUACCGCGAGGCAAGCUACUACAACUGGUCAAGCAAAAACCUACCAGGCUUCGAGCACAGCUUACCAACAGUCUAACCCUACUCAAAGUGCUACUUAUUCUUCGGGAUAUACAGCUCCUGCUACACCCGCGGCUACACCAUCGACAGCUACAAAUAAAACGGCGAGUACAACGUAUUCCGGCUACGACGCAGCGCUAUAUAGCGCUGCGACUAUGUAUGUAGCCCAACAGAGCGCAAACAGCAAUUCGACUAACCAGAAGACUGGAGGUUGGCAGGGCUACGGACGGAAGGGAUUUGGCACUGGAGGGGGAGGAAUGAAGGCAAUGCGGCCCAAGCAGCCCCCUAAGCCUCAACAACUACACUAUUGCGAUGUCUGUAAGAUCAGCUGUGCCGGACCACAAACGUACCGUGAGCAUCUGGAGGGUCAGAAACAUAAGAAGAAGGAAGCCUCUCUGAAAGUACCGCAACAACCACCGGCACGUGGAGCAGGCAACAGUCUACGUUGCGAGCUUUGUGAUGUCACUUGCACUGGAAAUGAUGCUUAUGCUGCUCACAUUAGGGGAGCUAAACAUCAAAAAGUUGUUAAAUUACACACUAAACUUGGAAAACCGAUACCGAGCGCAGAUCCAACUGUUUUGAAUCCAAAACCAGCAGCGGCAGCUAAAACUACAGGAACUAAGAAGCCAACAGUAACGGCUACUCCUAAGAUUAACUUUGUUGCUUAAUCAAACCGUGGAAAUAAAAACGGAAGAGGCUGCGGCGGAAGAAACUGUUGAAGAAGCAGCUGUUGAUGAAAAAGAUAUUCAACCAGUUGGUCAAGAAUAUAUAGAGGAGAACAAGUCUGAAGAUGGAAAAAUUAUAAGCUUUAAUUGUAAGCUUUGCGAAUGCAGAUUUAAUGACCCCAAUGCCAAAGAUAUGCAUAUGAAAGGAAGACGGCAUAGGUUCGCUUAUAAGAAGAAGGUUAAUCCUGAUUUAGUUGUUGAUAUGAAACCAAGUCUGAAGCAAAGAAAAAUGUUAGAAGAAAAAUUACGUAGACAACAAAUGCGAGAUGAAUACUUGCGCCGUAGAGAAGAAAUAAAUCAAUUGGGACCUAUGGGUCCAAUGAUGGAUGAAGAAAUGAUGUAUUGGGAAGAAAGACGACGCUAUGAAGAAGAAUGCGAAUAUUAUGAGUGGUAUCGACGCUACGGACGUGGACCUGGAGCUCCACCGAUGCCACGUCCUUUCCCGGGACCACCACCAAUGAUGAUGUUUCCUGGCCCUCAAAGGAGGCCAGAUUCAUCAGAUGACAAACAUGUAUUAGCUCAUCAUACUACCAUUUAUCCUAAAGAGCAGGAACUGCUGGCAGUUCAAAAAAUUGUUUCUCAUACUGAAAAAGCUUUGAAGUUUGUGUCUGAUACAUUGGCAGAAGCUGGUAAGAAAACAACACCACCUAUUACCAAUGCUACACCAACGACCCCAACCACAACUGCUCAACAACCUCAACAGCAGCAACCACAACAAAACGCAGAUAUGGUAAAGAUUAAAGAAGAUCCAGAUAAGAAGAAAACUACAACACCUCAAAAAGAAGAUGGCAGCGAUGGUAAUCUGUUUUCAUUUCAAAAAGAAAAAGAAGAUUCAAGGAUAUUGAGAGGGGUAAUGCGUGUUGGCAAUUUAGCAAAGGGACUUCUAUUGUCUGGUGAUAAUCACGUUUGUCUUGUGGUUCUGUGUGCAGAAAAACCAACACGAUCACUGUUAAACAAAGUUGCUGAGAUACUUCCAGCACAGUUAAAGAUUGUAGCUCCAGAAGAUACUUACAAUGUUGGAAAGCAUCCAGAGUCAGCUGCAUUAACUGUUUCAGGAGGCAGCGUGACCGUUAGCGUAACACUCACCAGUCCUUUAAUGCGCGAAACGCCUAAACCAGCUGCUGCUGCAGAAAGCAUCUUUUAUUUUCAUGCUAUUUUCUUGAAUAAUGUGAUUUAUGAAUUUUGUUUGUUCUUUUCAUGGCCCAAAAGCUUCUUUGUAAAUUCUUUUAAACAGGAUGAUGCAGGGGCAGCCAAGGACUUCAACGGUUGCCAGUGUAUAUACGCUCUAACAUGCAAAAUUCCUUUUCUUUUCAAUACAGCCGCAAUCUAGUGUGUCCACGACUAAGUAUAAUUUACAUUUUUAAAAAGUAUUAAUAUUAAAAACUAUAAGAGCGUAGAUAGAGACACAUUAACAACCAUUUUUUAACGGAAAAGAGAGAGCGUAAACUUGAUACGAUUAGACGUCGCUUUUCUUCGUUUUAAUUUAAUUUGUAGUAGUACAUUUAAGUUCUGUCGAUAAUAGUUAA
This is a messenger RNA of Heterotrigona itama, 4736 nucleotides long. Lineage: Eukaryota; Metazoa; Arthropoda; Insecta; Hymenoptera; Apidae. The record is from the annotation of a GenBank genome assembly.